UCCCGACGCGCCUCGUGCUUCCAAAGGUACAUCAUCCAAAAAAUAAUCCAGCAAUUCUAAUUUCCUCUAACUCUAACAUUCAAAAGAAAAUCUUUAUAAAUCUUUUAACCAAUCGCUUGUUUAUUUUUAUUUAUCGCGAGUGAAUAGUCCCCGAUAAGUUUUAUCAAAAUGUGUUGUGUUGAUUUUCGGUGACGAUCUAACGACUAUGUUCGAAAAGUUGUCUAGUUGCUACAAGCAGCGACAGUGGCAACGGCAACAGGAGGAUCAACAGAAGUUGGAGGAAAAGCAGAUAGAAGAGGAAGUGGAAUAGGAAGACACGAAGGUGGUGACGAUGACAGAGACGAUGAUUUACAUCGAUCAACGUUCUAAUCUUUCCUCUGAAACUUCGCAAACGGCUUAAUCGCGCCAAGGUUUGAGUUAGUUCGAAGUGACUGAAAUCAUCGGGUGAUAAUCAUCAACGAUGACGACGAAGGUGGCAGCGUAAUAAGGGUCGUUGGAGACCGGAGGAGAGAAGAAGGUGGUGAAGACAGGAGGAGAAUCGAGUGAAGGAGAGGAGGAGACGCUUUAUCGUGGCCGAACGUGACGUGACGGUGGAUGGCGGCGUGUGCACACGCGUGUCGCUCGUGUGGGAUCGGAUUAUCGUUGUGUGCCAGUGCGAAAGAAGACAAUUGACUCGUAGCCGCCGCCGUCGUGCUUGUCGGGGGCCUUCUGACGUCACAUCCUGUCCUCUUGGGCUAGUCGCGAUCUCGUUUGGACCACGGCACAUCAAGCGAAACAACAAGGAUGAACGAGCGCAACAAAUGGAUCUUCAGGAUCCUCUUUUGGAUGAACAUUUAUGGAACGAUUCUAGCGAACUUGACAGAUUCCUCGGAAAUGGAUUUGUCCGACGAGAUAGAUCUAUUCACCACCACGAAAAGAACAUUUCCCGACAGGUGUCUCGUUAAACAAGAGCCAGGUCCGUGCAAACAGUGGGUUCACAAAUGGACUUUCAACAAGACUGAAGGAAAAUGCAGGACUUUCCCUUACGGUGGCUGUCUGGGAAAUGAGAAUCGUUUCAAUUCGGAAGCUGAAUGUCUUCAUUACUGCGUGGGUGGUCCAGAACACACUUUACCACCCUAUUUGGUCACAAAGGGAAGCGUAUUUGUGACGAGCACGACAACCACAAGCACACUGCCCUCAACCACCGCUGUCACCCCACGACCAACCUUUUCACCCCCCGAACCAACGAAACCUCCCGUGCCAAAGUACAAAAGGGGAAAGGAACUUACUUUCAUGGAAUCUGGGUACGAAAAGACUUUCAUGUUCGCGCAGAGCAACACGUUCAUUCAACUCGACGGCAGUGGUAUAAAACCAUUUCAACUUAGGCUGUGUCGUGAGAUAUCCUUCAAAUUUCGCACAAAACUACCCCAUGGUCUGCUGGUCUACCACAGCGUGAAGGAUCGACCAGAGAGCCUAGAUCCUUACGCUCUUUACGUGAUCGUUGAAAAAGGUCAGCUGAAAGUGGUUCACGUGUUCGGGAAACGAUCGACCAGUCUGACGGUAGGUGAAGGAUUGAACAGGGACGAAUGGCACAGUGUUCUGGUGAGGAUCGAUGUCCACGGGGCGAAAUUGAUCGCCAGGGUGGACGACAAACAGGAAGAGACGACGCUCAAAGUUCUGGAACACGUGGUCAAUUAUGGGGUGUCCGAAGAACUUGCGUCUGUCGUCCUUAUUGGAGGAUUAAGUUCAGAGGAACGAUUACAUGGCGUGAAGUACAUAAUAGAAUCCUUCGUGGGUUGCAUAAGAGAUAUGGUUCUUAGUUCGGGCAAAUCGGCAAGCGAUUUGUUGCCGAUUCAACCACUGAUCGCGACGAAGCACGAAAACGUGAAGGAGGGCUGCAUAGACAAAUGCAGAACAAAAGAGAAUCUUUGUUUCAUCUCCAAUCAGUGUGUGAAUCACUAUAAUAGUUUAACUUGCGAUUGUUUUGGGACGAAGUACGAAGGAGAACGUUGCGACGUGUACACGGCUACAAUCUUAACGUUAAGAGGAUCUUCCUACGUUUCCUUUCGAGUUUACGACUGGAAAGACAGAGUCCACUCGUCUGUCAAUAGGAUAAGCCUUGCUUUCAAGACAAAAUGGGACGAUUCAGCCCUGUUUUACGCAUCUGGAGAAAUCGAUGGGACACCUCAUUACGUAGCAGCCUCCAUAAUGAAUGGAUCUGUUCACGUCGAGUUAGACUUCGGACACAACUCGAAAAUCGCUACAGUUCUAGGCGAUUACGUUACCUCGAAUCACUGGAACAAUUUAACGAUAUUUCAUAAUGGAUCUCUAGUUUUCGUUAGUUUAGACGACGACAUAAAGGUACUGGAAGUGCCCGGGGAAAAUUACAACAUGAUCAUCGAUCCAGAAAUUUACAUAGGCGGUGGACCGGAAUUGCACAAGAGGAAGGGCCUCCUUUCGCACAAUAAUUUUGCGGGCUCCUUAAAAUACGUUUUCUUCAACGACAAAUCUAUCAUCUACGAACUAAAACGUUCCAACCCCAUGGUACAUUACAUAGGGGUGUUAGAACCAGAGUACUACGAUGCGGAUGUGGAUGUGAUUCCCAUAACGUAUCCUUUCGCUGGGAGUCACAUUUGGUGGCCCAUUGCUCGAACCGACUCCCUUAAAUUGAACUUUGAUUUCAAAAGUUCGAAACCCAUAGCGGUGGUCGCGUCAGGGGAGGUAAAGAGCAAUCGUGGACUUGGAUAUUGGGAGUUGCGUUUGGUGAACGACGAGAUUCGUUUCCAAUUAUUUCCCGUUCUAACGGAAAACAUCACGGUCUCAGCAGCGGUGAAAUUUCCCCACAACACGUCCUGGCACGCGGUCGAAUUGAAUUACACGAAGGGUGAACUGAGCGUCCUGGUCGAUUACAGGAACAAACAGAGCAAACUGUUCUCCAUGACUUUCGAAAUGGGCGACAAAGUUAUCAUCGGUAGUGGAAAAAGUAACGCUGGCUUGGUUGGAUGUAUGAGGGAGAUACGAGUGAACGACGAAAGGAUAGAGCCCAGAUACGUGGUCAACACCGAAAGAGUGAUCGGGGAAGUGGCUUUGGACAACUGCCAGUUCGUCGAUCCUUGUACCAGACCGAACACGUGCGAACACGGGGGGAAAUGCUCGGUGAAAGAGGACAGGAUCACCUGUGAUUGCACCGACACCGGUUACAUCGGCAAAAAUUGUCAUUUCGCUCAAUACAGAAAGACGUGCGAGGAAUUGGCUUUGCUAGGAUACACCCAGGACGAUGUAUAUAAAAUCGACAUAGAUGGAAAUGGAAGAUUUCCACCUGCUCUAGUGAAAUGCGAAUUUCAAUCUAUCGAAGAUUCCACUAAAACCAUAGUGGAACAUAAUUUACCCUCCCAAGUUGACGUCAGAUCCAUUGCUGAGUCUGAUUUCUCUUUCAAUAUAAAAUACAGACAGUUCACUGCAGAAAUGCUCCAAGAAUUGAUCUCACACUCGUUAUACUGCAGUCAAUAUGUAAAAUACGAUUGUUAUAAGGCACCCUUAGAACUCCACAGUGCCACCUGGUUUCUAAGUUCCAAGGGUACCACUGUGGAUUACAUUGGAAACGUUAAUAGAGGCUCCUGUCCAUGUGGAAUGAACAGAACCUGCGUUGAUCCAAACCUAAGCUGCAACUGUGAUGUUUCCGCCGGAAAUGCCGGAAAAUGGCUGUCCGACGAAGGCUACUAUGAGACCCCAGACUCUUUAGGUAUCACAGGGAUGGUCUUCUUACAGCAGAGAGACCUCGAAGAGGAUGCACAAGGUCGAAUUACCUUGGGUCCAUUGGAAUGUGUCGAAACGAAUACACAGAAAUAUGUAGUAACAUUUACGACCUCGCAGUCGUAUAUCGAGGUACCAGGAUGGAGAAAAGGAGACAUAGCUUUCAGUUUUCGAACAACUGGGGAAAAAGCUAUUUUGUUAUAUCAACCGCCUAUCAGAAGCAACUAUCCUUCUUUUAUGGUGGCUCUGACCUCGGAAUAUCGCUUGACAUUUAAUUUUACCCUGAAUACUGGUACCAUCAGAGAGUUGGAAGUGAAAAGCAGAAGAAAAUUGAACAAUGGAGAGUGGCAGAAGAUCUGGAUCGAUUAUAAUGACUAUCACGUCAGAUUUAUGAUUAACACUGACUUUCAGAUGGUUGAUCUAUUGCCUGAAGAAGAGUUUGGACCAUUCGAGGGUUCUAUGUUCAUAGGGGGCGCUACAGCGGAACACUUGAGAACUUCCUCGGUUCGACAAGGACUAAUCGGUUGUUUCCGAGGUCUCGUCGUGAAUGGCGAGAUCCUGGACAUACACAGCUACAUGUCGGUCCAUUUAUCAGAAAUUAUUAAAGAUUGCAAACCGUCUUGUCAACCGAACAAGUGUCAAAAUGGAGCUAGGUGUGUAGAGCUAUGGAGCAAUUUCGAAUGCGUCUGCGAGAACAGAUGGGCUCAUCUUGGCACCUUUUGCGAGAGGAAUAUUAACAAUAAGGCAUUAACGUUCACGUCACAAGGAGCUUUCCUGAAGAAAAAUUAUUUCGGCACGGAUGAAGAUGAUCAAGAGAAACUAUUGUUGAAAGGGAUACUACUACAGAAUAUACUGAUCAAUCUAAGAACUUAUGACACUCAUUCGUUGAUUUUAUAUGCAAACGAUCAUUUGAACAAUUUUGCUCAUCUUUACAUUUCUAAUGGAACGAGCAUCGUCUAUUUAUUCAAUGCUGGAAAUGAGAUAAAGAAUAUCACUGUUGAGUAUCCAGGGGCGAAUACAGGGAUAUCAGUGCAAAUCGCGAUAAUUCGCACAGAAAAAACUACAACCCUACAUGUAAACGAGUACAACAUCACCCUGAAUGCAACACCGGUGUUGCUUGACGCGUAUUCCAACAAACCUUGGAUAAAUCCAGAGAAGGAGGUGCUGGCGCCGCAGAGGCCACCCGCACCACCCACCAACUAUUUCCAGGUGAAUCUAGGAGGCUUCGACACGGACGAUUUGCUGAGGGUUGGCAAAGAGGGUGCGCUGAUUAUGGGCUACGUGGGUUGUCUACGCGGACUGAUGAUCGGAGAGUAUCUCGUCGAUCUACCAAGCCUUGCUAACGAGGCGAAUCACGAGGGUAGCAAAGGUGUGCUUCCCAAUUGUCAGAUGAAGUGCGAUGCUAUGCCUUGCAAAAAUCUUGGAAUCUGCACCGAGGAUUUCGGGAGACAGGAGUCAUCCUGCAACUGCGAACUGACGUCCUAUUUUGGGGAACAUUGCGCCGAUGAAAAGGGAGCAGACUUUAGCGGCGAGAGCGUUUUGCAACGCGAAUUCGAUCUGGUUGGCGAAGUGAGCCAAGUGAAGGUUCAAUUAGCAUUUUCCACUAAUGAACUUCGACAACGCACCACAGCGCUCCUGCUUUUGCAAACAGAGAACAAAAGAAGCUACUAUCUGCUGGUUGCUCUAACGUCGGAAGGUCAAUUAAUCUUCGAGGAAGACAGAGAAGGCUCUGCCCAUGGAGUACGUCUUAACGAUAGGAACUUUCUUAAUGGUGCUCGACACAGUGUCUACUACGUUCGCGAUAACAACACGGCUACACUUCUGAUCGACCGUGAGCCAGUGCAACUAUUACCAAUUCCAGUGCUAAACUUAGGAGACGACGAGGACGAGAGUCCAGGAGUUACAGAGAUCCAAUUAGGCGGUCUGAACACAACAGAUUCGAGAUUCAGCGCAUACAAAGGAUACACCGGAUGUCUGAGCAACGUCGUGGUAUCGAUCAACGGGGGACCUGGCAUGAAGCCACUCGAGGAAUAUAUGCUAUUUACGAAACAGGGCAGCGAAACCGUCCGAGCGACUAUACCUGCCGGGGUUAGGAGCGCUCAAUGCGCGGUCUUUCAUGCUCAACCACGUGGCCUCGACCCUCCUAGAAACGACAGUGUGGGUCGUGACAGAGCCUGGGUAGAAGAUCCACCUGAAAGAAUACUAUACAAGUCUCAGUAUUCGGAUGCAACUCAAGAGGAACAAGGUGCUGGUACUUAUAUCUUCAUCGCGUUGUGCUGUGUGUUCGUAACAGCAGUGAUCGGAUGCAUUUACGAGGUUUGGAGAAGCGCAAGAAAAGACCGACGUCGUAGACGAGCGGCUACCGUUAGUAGUACGUCCGUUUCACCCUCUGGCUCUCAAAGAUGGCAAUCGCAACAAUACACGGACACGAUAGCCAGUGGGGUAAAAACAGUGGGUUUUAAGAACGUGAACGAAGACGAGAAAAGACCCAACGGUACUCAUGUAAAGCCCACUAGCAAGGAGUAUAAACCGCUGACCAACGCGGAAGCUAAAGACUUGGUUAACGAUAAAAGGGUUCAUAUAAAAGCAGAUGAAGAACCAGAGAAAAAGGAGCUCCUAGGGGUAAAUACAGGCAUCAUCACUAAACCUCCGAAACCAAAUCCAUUCUCGAUGGAGGAUUUGCAAGAGGAACCAGAACUAGAGGAAUGUGAGGAAGAAGAUGAAGAAGAAGAAGAUGAAGACGACUCAAAGAAAGAUAACCAGAACGAGGAAGAAUCAGAUCAAUCGAAAGCAGAGCUUAUUGACGACAAAGAUUUCGCGAAAUCGGCGAUUACUCGUAAUGCAAUUGAACAACAAUGGACAAUCCAAGAUACUUCUUCAGAUCCUUCAAGGCCUUUGGUUGUCAAUCUACAGCCUAUCUAUCUAUCAGACGAUCGAAGAACAUUUGGAAAUCCACUGAACUAUCUUGGAGCUGGAAAAUUUCAAGUGAAUAAUAGAAAUUCAAUUGAAUCGAUACUAUCCUUGGAUUAAUCGUUUACCCUCGAAAGAUAUCUUGUACUACUUAAGUACUCAACAGGAAGCAGUAAUAAUCGUAACACCGGGAUCAAAUCCUGUGCAGUGAUAAAUAGAAAUAUAAAAUGAUGAUAUAUUUAUAUAUAGUUUAGUAACUUCCUGAUAACAGAUGUUUGUUAAGUGCAAAUAUGAAAAUUAAUAAUUGACAAAUUAUUUUCUA
Messenger RNA from Osmia bicornis bicornis, 6964 nucleotides. RefSeq lists its product as uncharacterized. The transcript is spliced from 30 exons. Gene Ontology annotation, molecular function: serine-type endopeptidase inhibitor activity. Lineage: Eukaryota; Metazoa; Arthropoda; Insecta; Hymenoptera; Megachilidae. The coding region runs from base 784 to 6762 and encodes 1992 amino acids. The record is from RefSeq and is a predicted model, not a curated record.